Molecule: messenger RNA, 2136 nt
Organism: Lindgomyces ingoldianus
Lineage: Eukaryota; Fungi; Ascomycota; Dothideomycetes; Pleosporales; Lindgomycetaceae
Product: SWIRM-domain-containing protein
Exons: 2
Coding region: 1-2136 (711 amino acids)
Biological process (GO): positive regulation of DNA-templated transcription
Cellular component (GO): SWI/SNF complex
Molecular function (GO): histone binding; DNA binding
Source: RefSeq, a predicted model, not a curated record
AUGCUCGACGACCAAGAACCUGCCUCUCUUUCCCUGAAGGAGUCCUCUCGCGAGCCCUCCACUACAACUCCCGCACCCGUCUUGGACAACCCUCUAGAUGCGCCAGAGGGCCCCAGGCCAGAAGCGACUGAUGCCGAUGGCCACGACGACGAAGAGAUGGCUGGAGCCGACGACGCGAAGAAAGAGAAGAACGGAGAGGCCGCUGAGGGCACUGAUGCAGAUGCGCAAUCGAAAUCGGCCCUGGAAUCUCAAGCCCGAUCACACUUUGCCACCCAAACCUAUUCGACCAUCAUCCCCAGCUACGCUAGCUGGUUCGACAUGCACUACAUUGACCACCGUGAGCGUAAGGCCCUCCCGGAGUUCUUCAACGGGAGAAAUCGCAGCAAGACGCCCGCUGUGUAUAGGGACUACCGAGAUUUCAUGAUCAACACGUAUCGGCUAAACCCGUACGAGUACUUGACUGUCACGGCCUGUCGGCGCAACUUGGCGGGCGAUGUGUGUGCCAUCAUGCGGGUUCACGCCUUUCUCGAGCAGUGGGGUCUGAUCAAUUAUCAGGUUGAUCCGCAAGAACGCCCGUCCAACAUUGGACCUCCCUUUACUGGUCAUUUCAAGACAACUGUGGACACUCCGAGGGGGCUUCAGCCAUUCCAACCCGCGCCCAAAUCCAUCACGACCCCAGGCAAGCCGAAUCCUGCCACCGAAGCAGCGGCCAACCAGCCGGCAACUGCAAAGUCUGACUUGACUAAGUCCAUCGGUCGACAUAUUUACGAACAAAAUGGGAAAGAGCUAUCACCUUCGGAAUCCAAGGACAAGACUACGAACGGGGAAGGCGCCGCCAACGGAGCGUCUGGGUCAGCCGACAUGAAGGCUCUGGAAGCUGCCCAAAAGGAACCUAUCAGUCCCGUCCACUGCAACAGCUGUGGCGUGGACUGCACUCGGUCGUAUUGGCACUAUACGAAGACUUCUCCACAACCAAUACCGAAUAAGGCACAGGUGUCAAACUAUCACGAUAUUUGCCCGAGGUGUUUUGUGGACGCCAGCUUCUCGAUGUCAUAUACUAACAAGGGCUAUGUCAAGGUGGAGAAUGGUGAAUACUCGUUGGCUGGAGACCCUGACUUAAAAUGGUCGGAUGCGGAAGUCCUGCGGUUACUUGAGGGCCUGGAGCAAUUUGAUGACGACUGGAACCAGGUUGCCGAUAAAGUCGAAACCAAGACUCGGGAACAGUGCGUGUUAAAAUUCCUCCAGCUAGAAAUCGAAGACAAGUAUCUGGAAGCAGACUUUGCGGAACCUGAAUCAGUCAGCGGGCUAUCGUUUAUGCAGAACGGACGAAUGCCCAUCUCUCAAGCCGACAACCCAGUUUUAAGCGUGUUAAGUUUCAUGGCUGGCUUGUCUCCAGCGGGCGUCACCGAAGCUGCAGUCGCGUCGGGAAGGAGUAUUAAGGCGAUGAGGAGCAUUAUGGAAGAGCGGAUCAACAAGGUAUCAACGUCAGAGUCGGAGAAGGGUAAGGAAAAGGAAAAGGACAAGACCCCUGCGACUGCAGGUUCAGAAGUGAAAAAUGAAGAUGCAAUGGACGUCGAUGCUCAACCGGGCACUGAGUCUUCAAUGCUACCACCAAAAACCUCCACGACCGAUAAAGAUGCGUCAGCUUCGCCUGCCACCACGGAAAUCAGCCCUCUCAUUACAGUACCAUUCGCUCUCACAGCUGCCCGCUCUUCAGGACUUGCCUCACACGAGGAGCGUCAUAUUACCCGCCUCGUCUCUGGCGCCGUAAAUCUGCAACUUCAGAAACUCCAAAUGAAGCUCGAUCACUUCAACGCCUUCGAAAAGAUCCUUGCCGCCGAACGCCGCGACCUUCAACGUCGUCGCCAGCAACUCUUUCUCGACAGACUCAUGUUCCAGCGACGUGUGCGAGCGCUUGAGGAUGCUACAAAGAAAAUCAAUGCCAGCUUGGGCGGUGUGCCCGGUCUUCCAGGCGCCCUCAGCCCAGAAGAGGCUGUCAAUGCGCUGACAGACGCGAUACGGACAUUUGGCGUUGGCAAGGGUGACGAGAGUAUGGGCGCUAAGCGGUCGAGUAUUGAUGGAAGUAUCCAGCCGUACGAAGAUGGCAGUGAUGGUUUCUCGAGAAUAGAGGUUUAG